This is a messenger RNA of Ostrea edulis (European flat oyster), 2167 nucleotides long. RefSeq lists its product as uncharacterized. Gene Ontology annotation, biological process: homophilic cell-cell adhesion. The transcript is spliced from 12 exons. Gene Ontology annotation, cellular component: membrane; catenin complex. Gene Ontology annotation, molecular function: cadherin binding; calcium ion binding. Lineage: Eukaryota; Metazoa; Mollusca; Bivalvia; Ostreida; Ostreidae. The record is from RefSeq and is a predicted model, not a curated record. Bases 335 to 1969 code for a protein of 544 amino acids.
AUCUCGGUCGCCUACCCAAAGUGCCAACGGAGCUGGCUACCUGGCGAAAGAAAGGGUAACGCAGAUAAAACGGAAAUCCGCAUACACGCCUGUUACUAAGGACAACAAAUACUGCGUUAAAAUAACAUCGGGUGUAUUGUGUCAAAAUUUGAUGAAUACCUGUUUCCGUUUUUUGCAUCUAUAUCGUGCAUUGGUCAGUAUAUCCCUAAAUAUUGAGAUGUGAUUUCAAUCACCUAUAUAAGAAUUGAAUUAUUCGGCCAUGAUGGAUAUCAAUGACUCAUUGAAUCGAAGGAUGGUCAUUUUUAUAAAAUAGAAAGAGGAAAAUCGAGAAAACAUGGAUCGUGGUUAUUUUGGCGCUGGCCUUUUGGUAUUUUUGACGCUGUUUACAACACAAUCAGAAGGUGUUUGUAAUGUUCCAAAUUUCGUCACAAUCAAGGAAAACGUAAUGGGUAACAUACUCAAUAAUUCUAUCGCAAAUGACGUGCCGUUUACCUCGGACAUAACAGAGGUCUCUGGCAUCCCAAUGCACAGUCUCGGCUAUGAACAGGCACAAAAAAUACAGGAAUAUUUUUCAUCCAUUAGAACUAAUGUCACCGUAUUGAUCAAUGUUGUUAAACCGCUGGACAAAGAGAGUCUGAUUGUUACAAUGGGGUUAAUUGUGAGUAACAUCAAGUUACGAAUCACGUGUGACAAGGAUAUUACGGACAUGACUGUUAUCGUGGAGUCUGUGAAUGAAUUUCCACCCAAGUUCGGGAAAAGUUAUUAUCAGAUCAAUGUAUCAGAGACUACAAAUGUUAAUUCAGUGGUGUAUACCAUCAAUGACAUCGAAGACAGAGACGUAGAUGAAUCCCUAGUGAGGACGUUUAGUGUUGUCAGAGAUCUCCCAGAGUUUGAUGGUACACCGUAUUUUAAUAUGGAAAGUGGCAGUAGUCCGAACAUCGUGCUUCAGCAGACUUUAGACUACGAUGCGAUAGUCGCAGCUGGGGAGAUUCCUAUAUACUUAGUUAGUGUGGUAGUCGAGGACAAUGGCGGAAGAAGUGAUAAAGCUCUUUUCAACUUUACAAUAAUAAAUGAAGACGAUCUUCCUCCCGCUUUUAUACCCGGAUGUGAGACCCCGAGUGCCUGUACUCCGACCUAUACUUCGGUCGUCAGUGUGGGUCACAUCGGUCCCUUAACCAAUAUUACCCCUGGUAUUGUGAAUGCUGCUGACCUGGAUAAACAACAUUCUGUUAUUUACAGUAUAGUGCCAGACUCUGCCGGCUACAACAAUGACUUCAUAAUUGAUGCGGAUACCGGGGUGCUGUCGGCGCGCUUUCCCAUACUCGAUACAGGUGUCCUAAAUAUCAAGGCAACAGAGAAUUCUGCCUCUCCAAACCCAAAGUAUGCGCUUGCAAAUAUACUUGUUCAAAUUGCAUCCAACCAAGCAACCAAUUCAACAUCAGGAAGACAACCAACAGUUGGCAAAUCAACUGUGGAAGAUUCAAGUGACAUGCUAACGAUAAUUAUUGUCAUUGCCAUUGUAGCAGUCCUGGUGAUUGGAGCUUUAAUAGUGGUGCUGAUCUGUUAUUGCAAACGACAGAAAAAGAAACUGGUGAAUCCAGGAGAUGGCCAUUCAUCCACCUCUCAGGAGGCACUAAAUGCCGAAAAGGAACUUAGCAGUAGUAAGCAAGAACUUUUACAGUCGUAUUCCUUGUUCAUGACGACACCGGAAGGAAAGAACAAUCAACUUCCGCCAAUCGGCAAAGUGGACAUGAUGACAGGAACUGACGAGUUCAAAAAGAGGUCGAGAAGACGAAAAAAGAAAGAGUUGGAGAUAUUCGACGGCACUAAGGAAUACGAAAUGGAGGCAGACAUAGAUUUCUUCAAGCAAGGGUCCAAGUCUAAAAUCAAGCGAUCUACACGCAGUAUUAAAGACCAAAAGCUGGAUCCGAAACAUUGGAUCACGGUACAAGAUGGCUACUUAGAGUAGGGGGUUUCCUGAAUGUUGUUUGUAUUAUGUAGAUAUUAAUGAAAUGUGUGAUUUGUCUAUGAUAAUAAGCUUAAGUGAUUCAUUUGAAUUUAUUGUGAACAAGAGAUUACUUAGAAUUUAACUUGAACAAGAGCUUUUGAACAAGAACUGCGUAUACGUAUUGUGCGAUGUGGAUUUAUUAAAAAAGAAAGAAACGUU